AUGGACAUUGGCCGGUGUGAUCAACUUCAUUAUAUCAAAACUAUCAAAGGUGGUUUGGUUACAAAAGUCCUAAAUGUGUUUCGCGGGCGGCCAAAACUUUCAUUCAGAAGUCUUGCAGAUAUACAUGAACGUGAGAGCCUCAUGUUUGAUAAUGAUGAUGGAAAGGCUGAAAGACUAUGUGUUGAUGUAUUAGAGGAAGGAAUGGUGAAAACUGAACCUGAUGUUUUGGCGUGUGAGGCUGAUGAUGGAGAGAGAUUCCAUGACUUGGAUGAUGAUGAUGAGGACAAUGAUGAUGAUGAUGAUGAUGAAGAGUUUUCCAUUUUAACACUUAAGCAAAUUAAAGCAAGUUGCAAAUCAAGGAAGAGGAAACGCUCACAAGGUCUCAACUCUUCUAAAAUAAAAAUCAACAUUGAAGAUCCGUCAACUGUGGAAGACUACACAGAAAAGCAGCAUAUGGCAGAAGAUGAUCCUGAUUUCAUGGAGACUCUCAGUAGCUUGAAAACUAAACUAUCAAAGAAUACGAAGACCAAGAAGAAGAAGAAGAAGUGCCUAAAAGAUCUUCCAAUGUCCUCCCGGGAGAUUGUGCUAGUUGAGCAAUCCGAAGAGAUACUUGACAGUCAAGAGUUCUCACCCUCUAGUGGAGAUUCAGCUGCUAUUGUUGAAAUUAAAUUUGAUUGUCCUGAAAAUGUUUGUUUUGAUGGGUCAUAUGACUGUUCUGGUAGAGAAAGUAAAAGAGAUCACCCAAUUUCCUCCCAAGAGUUUGUGCUUGUUGAUGAAUUUGAAGAGGUACCGGGUGGUCAGGAGUUCUCACCCUCUAGUGGGGAUUCAGCUGCUCUUGUUGAAGUGAAUUUUGAGCGUCCUGAAAAUUAUUGUUUUGGUGGGCUAGAUUACAGUUCUGGUAGAGAAAGUAAAGGAGACCACUCAAUAUCCUCACAAGAGAUUGUGCUAGUUGGUGAAUCUGAAGAUAUACAAGGUAGUCAGGAGUCCUCACCCACUAAUGGGGAUUCAACUGCUCUUGUUGAAGUAAAUCACGAGUCUCCUGAAGAUUGUUUCGAUGGGCCAGAAACCUGUGGAGAAAGUAAAGAAGAUGCAGAGAUACCUUUUGAAUGGAAUUUGCAAAAUGAAUUAAAUUACAAAUGGAAAGGCUUUUUUGAAAGUAUUCCAGUAGGAAUGGUGAAGCCAUCAAGUACGGGUAAUGUAAGAAGUAAUUCUGAACUAAGCAGCAACCACGUUACAAACUUUCCUGCAAUAGAAUUUGAAUCCCAUGGUAACUCCAACAUUUCUGAGAAUCAACUUGAUGACACUGAUAUACCAGUCUCGCCACCUGAAGUAGCUAGUCAUAAAAAUCUUGACCAUACAGGUCUGAUGGUUAGAGAUGAUAAUACUUUACUCGAUGAAUGCAGUGAAGAUGAAUUUACAGCUGGUGCUGAAGUUCAAGAAAAGCCCUGCUCCACUAUUGAGCAUGGACUCAAUCCUGAUGGAUAUCUGGUUUGUCGCUCAGAUGAUUCACCUGAAUAUGAGGAUAAGCAAUCAUUUGAUUCGAUUGGCGAGGAUGACACUAGUACAUUAGUCUCACCAUCUAAAGUGACUAGUCAUAAAGACCUUGACUGUGCAGGUCUGGAGCUUAGAAGUAAUGAUACUUUACUUGAUAACUGCAAUAAAAAUGAUUAUUCAGGUGGCUCUGAGGAUCAGGAUAAACUCUGCUCUACUACUGCUGAACCUGGCCCCAACCCUGAUGGUUGUCUAAUUUGUCCCUUGGGUGAUUCACUUGAAUACAAGGAGAAGCAAUCUUUUGUUUCCUUAUGUGAUGGCGAGAAGAUACAUGUCAAUGAGGCUACUGAUGAAUUGACUUCUUGUGAUGACCGUGAAGGGUCAAAGUUGCAUGGUCCUGAAAGGCUAUUAUCAACCAGAAAGGCCAUUUCGCCGACUUCUCAAGAAAAGCUCUGCAAAGCCAUGGAUUCCAUUGAUAUUCGUCAUAAAAACAAUCUAAAAUGCAAAGGUGUACUACAAUUUACUGAGGAAAACGAUAAGAAGGGUGAUGCAGAAGGGCUUAAUGAUAUCACAAGAACUGAAGUUACUAGUAUCCCUAACAAAACUGGAGUUACUCUAAAGACUUCAAAAAGUAGUAUCAGUCUUAAGGCUGUUCCCAAGAUUCGUAAUUCUUCUCGUUCAGCAACUCAUUUGGGGUGCAGCACUUUACAGAAUUGCUCAAAGAGUGCUAUUUCAUUUUCAAAGCAGCAGAUGCAUGAUGCAGAAUCUCUUGCUAUGAGACUCACAAAAGAGUUGAAGUCAAUGAAGGACAUUGUGGAUGAUAUGUUACGAUCUGAAUUCUGUCUUAAUACCUCUUUGAGAUAUAAAGUAAAUGAGGCAAGAAUGGCUGUCAAGAGUGCUACAAAAGCUGAAGAAGGUGCAAAGAGGUGGCUGUCCUUCAUGUCAAGGGAUUGCAACCGUUUCUGUAAAAUAAUGAAAUUAUCCGAUAGUAGCUCUUCAACUUCACAAGACGUAGUCUCACCUCCACAAGUAGUGCGCAAAGAGAAAAAAAUCGCCUUCGCCGAUGAAGCAGGUGGAAGGCUCUGCCAGGUUAGAAUCUACGAGGAUGAUGAGGAACAUUUGUCAGAAUCUAAGUGA
Messenger RNA from Lathyrus sativus (Indian pea), 2628 nucleotides. NCBI's taxonomy places the organism in Eukaryota, Viridiplantae, Streptophyta, Magnoliopsida, Fabales, Fabaceae. The record is from the annotation of a GenBank genome assembly.